This is a messenger RNA of Pogonomyrmex barbatus (red harvester ant), 1157 nucleotides long. It is a transcript of the gene Vkor, whose product is annotated as Vitamin-K epoxide reductase. Gene Ontology annotation, biological process: vitamin K metabolic process; peptidyl-glutamic acid carboxylation. NCBI's taxonomy places the organism in Eukaryota, Metazoa, Arthropoda, Insecta, Hymenoptera, Formicidae. Gene Ontology annotation, molecular function: vitamin-K-epoxide reductase (warfarin-sensitive) activity. The record is from RefSeq and is a predicted model, not a curated record.
UUGGUUUCCGCGCUAGCGAGCGCGUGUUUGAUGAAACUUAACUCGACGCGACGGCGUGUGAGCACAUGUUAAUAUCCCUUAUAUCGAUUCUCGUUAUCGGCGUCACGUGUUAUUCAAGCACGACGCCGAAAUUUCUCGAAGUAAGUCUGGAGAUCAUACGAACACUUGACCAUGUUGUCAGUAUGUUGAACACCGAUAACACCGACGCGGUACAGCAUGUACUCGACGUGGUAAAUCUCGCAGUAUCCGACAGUAUCUCGCAGCGAGGAAGAGUUGUUUCGUCGCACGAUGUCGGCAGUUGGGAAUUGUGCGGUGCAAAGAUACAACGUCGGGAUCGUGUUCGCUUGCGCGAUUGGUCUCGGAUUGUCGUACUAUGCGUACGCCGUGGAAACCAAAAGGGAGCAGGACGAUUCGUACACGCCGUUGUGCGACAUCUCCGAACAUAUCAGCUGCACCAAAGUGUUCAUGACUGAAUUUGGCAAAGGGUUUGGACUCUUCCCGAAAGAUUCUGUCUUUAAUGUUCCAAAUUCAUUAUAUGGUCUAGCAUUUUAUACUCAGAUUGCAAUUUUAAGUAUGAGUAAUAAUUACACUUGUUCGAUUGUCGUUAUUGCUUUAGGAAUAGUUUCUAAUAUUUUUUCCUUGUAUUUGGCUCAUAUAUUGUAUCUUUAUAGAGACAUCUGCAUUGUUUGCGUUAGUACAUAUAUUGUAAAUGCGGUAAUAGUGUUUCUCGCCAUUAAUAAAUUCCGAAAACUAGAUAAUAUAUGCAAGAAGAAGAAGAAACAAUUUUGAAGAGAUUAAUUGCAUUUUUUCAUGUUUGACCAAGAAGAUAUCAUAAUAAUUUGUAACUAACAUAUUAUUUUCUAGAAUUUAUACAUAUAGAUUUUUUUAGGUAGUAAUAGACUUUUUUUCUAUCAGAAAAAGGUUAAAACAUUAUUCCACAUUAUACAAUACAAACAAUCUCAUGAUUUCUAUAUUACAAUUUACAUACUAUUUUAAAUAAAAAAUUAAAAUAUAAAUGUAACAAAAAUAUAAGAUCUCUCGUGAUAUAUAUAUUUAUAUUAUAUUAUUGUAAAUCAACAGCGUAAACAAUAUAAAUAAUAUCGCAUCUAUAUGAAACUUAUAUAUUCACUUAUUAAUAAAAUGACGCUGAAAAUGUA